GGAAAAAAGAAGACUACAAUUUUUCGGACAUGUCUCUCAUGCGGUUCCUGACGUUUGCGUUUUUGGCAUUGCUGACCCUUACACAUUACGGAGUCAACGGGAAUGCGAUGGACAGAGAGAUUCAAGCGAUGAUUGAUAUGUUAAGAGCUGACAUACUGGGUAUAACUAAAAAGCUUAUGGCGCAGCAGCUGUACGCGGAAGAAAAAACUCGUACGGACGGCGGGUCUGGCAUCAAGCAGAUCCGGGUGGACGUCCAGGGUUCGGAGACCUUCUACGCCAACAGCCACACCGGCACCAACAUCGCCGGCAUGCACGACCAAUACCUCAAGAGGAAUGUCAUGGCGUUUCGUCCUGCUCAGUAUGUUUUGAAUGGAGUUGAAUUCCGGACCAACACCACGUACUUCAGUCUGAUGAUGCCCAUCAGCACCAAGCUGCCCUACAAGGGUCUGCGUGAGAUUUUGUUCCCUCCAGUCCCGCCCGAGGUGCUCAAUAAGGAAACGGUUCAUGAACAGAUCCACGAGAUGCGUGAGUGGUUCAAGGCGUGGAAGACCCAGGACUUCUCCACCAGGGACUACCGGCGCUACUUCAAGCCCGUCCUCUGCUACCUGGAGGGGAUGUGGGAGGCCAGUAAAUCGAAGGAUGAAUUCGAGACCUGGUUCCAGGAUCUGGAGAAGAUUCGAUUUUACACCUACACUGGCUUAUACUACGACCUAAUGUACUUGCCCACGACCAUCACUAGCAUCAACAAGGAGACCGGGAUGCCCGUGUUUGCACGCUUCAACUACAGGGUCGUCUGUCAUCCGCUGACCGUGGACGUGCCGACCUCGUACCUCAAGUACGUCAACGAGCUGCAAGUCAGGAUUCCCAGGUCUUACACGAUCGAAGAGGCCGAGGCACAAUAUAAUGCAAGGUUUACGGUAACCGAUCCAGAAGACUAUGAUUUCAACUUGUGGAGUACGCUGGAGACGCUGAUGGAGGAGAUCCCAGGACUGGACAACUACGGCGUCAACAUCACCGACACCAGCUUCGACGAAACGCUCUACUCCGCCAGCCACCGUGAGGCGAACCUGCUGAACGUGGGCUACUACCACCGCCGGUACAGACCCUCGGUCACCGACACGGCCACCCAUCGCUGCUUCAGCGACCCCACGGUGUUCGUGGCGGAGACGACAAGCGAAGAAGUUGCCCCGAUUACGUUCAGCAUCUGCAAGGAAGAGAACUGCACGGAGAUUGUGAAACGCGUGAGCUAUGCCGUGCCGUUGUCCAUCGUUUACCUGACACCGCUGUCACUGUGGAACCCGUACAACAUCGGCGCCGGCGACGAACAUGACUCCAGGAACAACAGAUACAAAGUCAGCAGCACCGACUCUACGGACGAUAACUACGCUCGCACCCCUGUUGAAUUCUUCUCAGGAGGCAACCCAGCUGACUACCCGGAUCCCGUGAUCGUCGCAUUGGACAGUUCUGAGCAUGUGCGAAACGUCACGGCGUCGGGGAUCAGGAUGAUUCUACCCAACAUCUCAGGUGUGGGUAAACUGCGAACCGUGUACCCUAUCGUCCCAGUGCAUUAUGAAAGUAGCAGCGUGGGCAAGGAGAUGAGCGCCCUCAAGACAGUCGUCAUGCAGAUGUACUCAUACAGCAACUUACUACUUCAACAUCCUUAGCUACAUAAUACAUCACCUGGUGACUUUCACACAGAAACUCACCAAAUGUAGCACUUUAGUUCACAUAGUACCUCACGAGGUGUAGCACUUUCACACAGUACCUCAUCAUCAUGUAGCAAUUUAGCUCACACAGUACCUUAUCAGAUGUAGCACUUUCACACAGUACCUGAUCAGAUGUAGCACUUUAGUUCACACAGUACCUCACUAGGUGUAGCACUUUCACACAGUACCCCACCAGAUGUAGCACUUUCACACAGUACCUCACUAGGUGUAGCACUUUCACACAGUACCUCACUAGGUGUAGCACUUUCACACAGUACCCCACCAGAUGUAGCACUUUCACACAGUACCCCACCAGAUGUAGCACUUUCACACAGUACCUCACUAGGUGUAGCACUUUCACACAGUACCCCACUAGAUGUAGCACUUUCACACAGUACCCCACCAGAUGUAGCACUUUCACACAGUACCUCACUAGGUGUAGCACUUUCACACAGUACCCCACUAGAUGUAGCACUUUCACACAAUACCUCACUAGGUGUAGCACUUUCACACAGUACCCCACCAGAUGUAGCACUUUCACACAGUACCCCACUAGAUGUAGCACUUUCCCACAAUACCUCACUAGGUGUAGCACUUUCACACAGUACCCCACCAGAAGUAGCACUGUAGCUCAUAAAGUACUUCACCAGAAAUAUUCAAUCUACAAGAAAGAAUCGAAUGAACAUUUCUCCUCAACCUAACGAACAAUGUUUUCUUUUUUAAAAAAUGGUUCAAUUUCUCCAAUUUAUAAUUUAGGCUUACUACUUUUUUUAUUCCCAGUUUCUACAAAUAAAUAUUUUUUUUUACGCACCCUAAAUGUUUUCUUCUAAAGGAAAAGUGUGGAUUAUAAAUUAAUUUUCCAACAAUAAACGUUCAUUUAAC
Physella acuta is the source of this 2588-nucleotide messenger RNA. RefSeq lists its product as uncharacterized. The record is from RefSeq and is a predicted model, not a curated record. Lineage: Eukaryota; Metazoa; Mollusca; Gastropoda; Physidae.